UGUAUCCAGCUGGUGUUACCGGUAAAUCUGUCCGGAGUUGCACUCCUGCAGUCUUUCCUUUCCGCGCUUGUUCCUUUCCGCAGAAGCGAAACGUUCCGCCGUGUGAGAUACAACAACCGCUCUAGAAAAAAAGAAAAUAAACGCAGAAAGGGAUACCGGAUGAUGGAGAAGAUGAGCGAGGAGAACAUUGAGGAGGUGCGUGUGCUGGAAGCCCAGAUCGAGCAGCUCCAGGCUGAAGUUGAAGACUUGCAGCAGCAACAGCAGGACAACCACAAGGACAUAUCGUUCAACUUCAGGGGACAUAUGCAGGAUGCAAUGUCGUAUAUCUGUGGACAGAAACACGGAGCAGAGAAAGAGAAGGUGCUGUCCAGGCUGAAGGAGGAGGUGGAGGAGAUGGAGGAGGAUCUGAAGCUGCAGACACGGAUGAAUGGCAUCAGUCUGAAAAGCUGCACCAAGACUCUGAAAAAAA
Notothenia coriiceps (black rockcod) is the source of this 469-nucleotide messenger RNA. RefSeq names its product centromere protein P-like. The record is from RefSeq and is a predicted model, not a curated record. NCBI's taxonomy places the organism in Eukaryota, Metazoa, Chordata, Actinopteri, Perciformes, Nototheniidae. The annotation marks the transcript as partial. The transcript is spliced from 3 exons.